GAUUCGUUGGCCAGCCACGGAAACACGAGUCAUAACUACGUGACAUAAUGAAACUUGUCGCGCCAGACUCUGGCAUACACCAGUUUAUUGGAUACUGGAAUGUUCGUUAGACACUAAGACUUUUAUGUGCUCUUUGUGACGCGUAACGUCGAACGAAUCUCGUGCAUAUUGUGCUGCAUGUAUAAUUCCACUGUUGCUUGCCUUAUUAUGCAUUUCUGAAGGAUUCAAGUAGAUAUAGUUACAUGUGGAACAGAACAGUGGAUUAAAAAUCCUGCAAAGACAUCUAACAAUAAAUGACUUUAAGUGUACUUUAUGUUGGGAUUUUAAAACACUGUUGUUUAUCGUAAAAGUAAAAGUUCCUACUAAAUUUCAUGAAGUAUCAACUGGUCGCGAGCGCGCGCCGCUGACAGAAGAAGAAGAAGAAGAAGAAGAAGAAGAGGGAUUUGCCUUCGCCGCUUUACCGGAUUUACCGAGACACCUCGUGAAACACGCCCAUGUUUGA
Heterotrigona itama is the source of this 502-nucleotide messenger RNA. The record is from the annotation of a GenBank genome assembly. Lineage: Eukaryota; Metazoa; Arthropoda; Insecta; Hymenoptera; Apidae.